Messenger RNA from Manihot esculenta (cassava), 607 nucleotides. RefSeq names its product 14 kDa proline-rich protein DC2.15-like. The transcript has a single exon. Lineage: Eukaryota; Viridiplantae; Streptophyta; Magnoliopsida; Malpighiales; Euphorbiaceae. The record is from RefSeq and is a predicted model, not a curated record. The coding region runs from base 64 to 453 and encodes 129 amino acids.
AAUUCUAAUGCACAUUCUUCUCAAAAAGAGCAAAUCACUUGAGAGUGGAUAAGUGUGAGGGAGAUGGACGCCAAGAGUUCAUCAGCUGCGCUCUUCUUCUUCAUUAAUCUUCUAUUGUUUGCCCUAGCAAAUGGGUGCAACACUUGUGUUCAGCCAAAGCCUAUCCCAAACCCUAAACCAAAUCCCACCGGAAAAAGCUGCCCGAGAGAUGCCCUAAAGCUGGGUGUAUGUGCUAAGUUGCUUAACGGCGCAGUUGGUACUGUGGUCGGAAACCCACCAGACACCCCUUGUUGCUCUAUACUUCAAGGGCUUGUUGAUCUAGAAGCAGCCGUGUGCCUUUGCACUGCAAUCAAAGCUAACAUUCUUGGCAUUAACAUUAACAUCCCAAUCUCCCUGAGCUUGCUUAUCAACACUUGUGGGAAGCAACUCCCCUCUGACUUCAUUUGUGGCUAAGCAUAUCUAUGUUUCUUGAUAUUUGUCUCUUUGGUACUAAUUGAAUUGCUUUAGUUUGGAUGAUUUGUGUGUUUUGCUUUCCAAAUUUGUGUGCUAUGUUCUGUAACCAUUUGAAUGUUCAAUAAUCUUAAACUGAGAUUACGUUUUCUCCUAA